CUACCUUGCUACGAGCCAGAACCAAGUAAAGCCAUUCUCUCUGAAACUCGAUCAGAGUGAUAGUGAUAGCUAAAACACUGAGACAUGGAAAUGGAGCAGCUCCUCAACAUGGGCUUCCCCUCCGACCUCGCCGCCGAAGCCCUUACCGCCACCGGCGGUACCUCCGCUCUCAAAGCCACCGAUUGGAUUCUCAACCGCACUUCCUCCACCACCGCCUCCCCCUCCCCUCCCACCGCCUCCCCCUCCCCUCCCACCGCCACCUCUCAACCCAAACUCGACCGCUUCUUCCUCUCCCAAUCCCCAAAUCCCCAAUCCCAAGAACAACAACAACAACUCCCCAAGCGCCGCAAACUCCUCGUCCCGGAAACCCCGCCGCCUCCCGCAAUUACCUCCGAUAAACCAGUAACCUCAACCGCCGCAUCCAACCACCACCAGCCUUUAUCGGAGCGCAUGCGGCCCAGGACCCUAAACGACGUCGUCGGCCAGGACCACCUCCUCUCCCCAAACUCGCUCCUCCGCUCCGCCAUCAAAUGCGGCCGUCUCCCUUCUCUCGUCUUCUGGGGCCCGCCCGGCACCGGGAAGACCUCCAUCGCCAAAGCCCUCCUGAACUCCGCCUCCUCCGCCUCCGCCGCUAAACCCUACCGCUUCGUUUCGCUCUCCGCCGUCACCGCCGGCGUCAAGGACGUGAGGGACGUCAUCGACGAGGCUCGGAAGAGGAAGAAGCUCAACGGCCAGAGAACGGUGCUGUUCGUCGACGAGGUUCACCGGUUCAACAAGUCGCAGCAGGACUCGUUCUUGCCGGUGAUCGAAGACGGCAGCAUUGUCUUCAUGGGCGCCACCACUGAGAAUCCUUCGUUCCAUUUGAUCACGCCGCUCUUGUCUCGCUCUCGUGUUCUUGAUCUCCGCCCCUUGAGCCCCGAAAACAUAGAGCUUCUCCUCCGGCGAGCAGCCGAAAACUCCGAAAUUGGGUUGUAUGUGAGCGUAGGAAUGCAAGUAGGUGUAAAUGAGGAAGCCAUUCGUUUCAUAUCCGGCAAUUGCGACGGAGAUGCUAGAGUGGCACUCAAUGCAUUGGAGAUUUCAGCUACAACAGCAGCUGCCAGAGCCUCGCCGACUCCGGAUUCAGUAGCCGGUGUGACCUUGGAGGAUGCCAAGGAGGCAAUGCAGUGCAAGCAUGUGGCUUCAGAUAAAGCUGGGGAAGAGCAUUACAAUCUUAUCAGCGCACUACACAAGUCUAUGAGAGGAAGUGAUGCCAAUGCAGCUAUUUACUGGCUGGCGAGGAUGGUUGAGGGAGGGCAGGAGCCUCUGUACAUUGCACGGCGGCUUGUAAGGUUUGCCAGCGAAGAUGUGGGGUUGGCGGACCCGUUGGCUCUUAACCAGGCUGUGGCUUGUUACCAAGCUUGUCACUUUAUUGGAAUGCCGGAGUGCAAUGUGGUUCUUGCACAGUGUGUGGCUUACUUGGCUUUGGCUCCGAAAUCGAUUGCUGUUUAUAAAGCAAUGAAUAGUGCAGCAGAAGUUGUGAGGAGUUCGGUUGGACAGAAUGAGGGUGUUCCUCUACAUCUGAGGAAUGCGCCGACUAAGCUGAUGAAGGAUUUUGGGUAUGGGAAAGGAUAUAUAUACACUCCUGAUGAUCCUUCUGCUGAACAGAAGUUUCUACCGCCGUCACUUGAAGGUUACAAGUUUCUGGAUUGGCCAGUCAGUAAUGAGGCUGAUAGAUGAGUAGCUUUUGGUUCGCUGCCCUACCCUGGUUAGGAACUCUUAAUCUUUU
Fragaria vesca subsp. vesca is the source of this 1765-nucleotide messenger RNA. RefSeq names its product ATPase WRNIP1-like. Gene Ontology annotation, cellular component: nucleus. Gene Ontology annotation, biological process: regulation of DNA repair; DNA-templated DNA replication. Bases 85 to 1716 code for a protein of 543 amino acids. Gene Ontology annotation, molecular function: ATP hydrolysis activity; single-stranded DNA helicase activity; protein binding. The transcript has a single exon. The record is from RefSeq and is a predicted model, not a curated record. NCBI's taxonomy places the organism in Eukaryota, Viridiplantae, Streptophyta, Magnoliopsida, Rosales, Rosaceae.